CAAUCCGUACGCAUCGCAUAACCGCGCACUGCACGCCUUUCUAUGCGCUUCUCAUUUUGGCAAUCUAACGUUCAAGCAUGCAAUAUUAUUUUUGCCUGAGUUUUUGUUUGUGGAACUUUUUCACAUUACGCAUGUUAUUUCGAAGCACUCUAUAACACUUUUCUCUUAUCAUACAGGUAAACCUGCCGAGGGUCUUAGGGGCAUACUCAAGAGUGGUAAGCCCUUGGGCGGCAUGGGUCGCGGUCUCAUGCCCAUCGAUCUCAAUGCGGAGCUCAAGAGUCGACUGCAGCGCUCCACCCAUGCAACUGUCUCUAAUCUUCGUAAGUCGGCGACAACAGCUAAUGCGACGCGAGCCGCCGGCUCGGACGAAAUCGACAACAGCUCAACGAAUCCGCAACGCAACCUGGCCCAGAUAUUGCGUAAUGUGCCCAAGGAGAAUGCUGCGCAGCACGAUGAUACAGUCAGUUUGGUGCGCAACCUAUCCUCGAUAGGCUCGCCGCGUGCCGUCGCCGCCGCCGAUGCGGCUGCCGGCCACAAUAACUGUGCCUCCGCCUCCGAAGGCGAAAGUUCCGGCGGUCGCGAGAUCGAGGCAAUCAUUAAGAACAGCGCCGUUGCCCGACGCCGACGCCAGCAGCAGCAGCAACAGCAGCCAGAUGGCAAUCUCAUUGCAAAAAGCAAAAGUUACUCGGGCAUAGCAGCAGCACCUAGUGGCACAGGCCCCCACUUACCUCCAGCUGGCGCCCGUGGCUUUGUCAAGUUGCGUCAUGUAGAUUCCGAUAAGCCGAGCACAUCAACCGAGGAAUCAACCCAAUCGCAACCAGAUAACCAAGAAGACACACUACUCAACAAAGACUCCACAGAAGACCAAGCUACAGAUAAUAUGGGUCCCGAUCAGCGCAAUAUUGCCAAGACUGGCUCCAUUGCCGAGCGUUUGGCAGCGCUGCAGAAGAGCGGCGAGGAUGACUGGAAAAAACGCGUAAACAAGCGGGAUGAGGUCGAUGAUAUUCGACGUGAAAACUUUGUCAAUGAAUCACUUUCACUGGCGCACUCCAUAUCGGACAAGCCGUUGCCGCCGUCGCAUCUAAUCGUGGCCAGCCUCGAAGGCGGCAAAGUUUCGGAACGCCUGGGUAAACUCAAGUCAAACUCGGAGAACUGGAAGCAGCGUAUAGAGCAAACCGAUGCCAAGAAGUUCACAGUCGCUGGACGACUGCAGAAGAAGGCUCAAUCGCCAGCUGAGCUUCAAUUCGAGCGCCUGCCCAAUGAUGCGGCCAUGAAGUGCCCAAUGCUGGAGGUGCGCAGUGCCAAUCAGCCGCAGCUGGGUUUGGCCAAGAGCCCCUCCAUGAUGGUGACGACCUGUUCAAAAACAACCUCAACACAGCGCAGCUUGAGCGUCAAUGCUGAGGAGAAUUUGUCCCUAAGUCGCAGCAACAGCAGCAGCUCCGAGUCGGAUGGGGAACGCUGCUCGCCCCACAAUGCCAAGCAGAGCAAGGAGCUGGCCAACAACAAGAGUGCGGCCGCAGCCACAAAUGUGGGCGCCCGAAUCCAAGUGCCGCGUCUCGACGAUGAGGAGACCUUCGAGAACUUCUUUGUCGUCCAGCCCAAGAGCCAAACAGCAGAGGAGUCCCCGCUGGACAUAAGCGCCUUCGAUGAUAUAAAGCCCACAGAGCGCCUGGUUAGCAAGCGCAACAUUCAGGGUCCCAAGGGGCGGCGAGCCGCACGCAAUCCCCUAAAGACUUUGGCAGCCCGCAGCGACAUCUGCUCGGAGUAUACGGAACUCAAUACGGGCGUUGCCGAGCGCGAGGUGCGUCGUCUCAAGCUGGAAUCAUUUGGACAACGCGGCAACUUGGCAGCAGAAGCCAUUGCAGGCCUGGCAUCCAUCGAAGACUUCAAGUCGGUGGCCCUAAAGUCCUCAUCAUUGCCGUUGCAGCAAAUGUGGCUGCCCUACAAGCGCGUGAUGCUGCUGCACGUCAAGGGACGCACCCAUGUCCAGACGCGUCUGGUGGCGCCCGUGCCAACAUCCAUGAAUCGUGGCGAUUGUUUCAUUUUGGUCGCUGGAGCACAUCUCUUCAGAUAUGUGGGCUCCUUUGCCAACGUAAUUGAGAUCUCGCGCAGCAAGAAGAUCUGCGCUGCCAUAGUAGAGAACAAGGAUCUGGGCUGCACAGCCACCCAGGAGCUAAUACUUACGGACGGUAAAUACGUCAAUGAGCGUCAAUGGCGUCAGUUCUGGUCGCUUCUGGGCGAGUCGGAGGAGCAACCGCAGCAGUUGGCCAUCGCUGACUGCGGCCAUGAGGAUGAGGAUGACGUAUUCGAGAGCAGUCUGAUCGAGACGAACAAGAUUUACGAGUUCCAUGACGAUGGCCUGGUGCCCCUGGUCAAGUACUGGGGCUGCAUACCAAAGGUUGAAAUGCUGGAUACACGCAAGGUGCUUGUCUUUGACUUCGGCAGCGAGCUGUAUGUGUGGAACGGCAAGAACGCGUCUACAGAUGACAAGCGGGCGGCCAUGCGUCUCGCUCAGGAGCACUUUGACGCCUCCGAUGCCGCAGACUACGCACAGUGCUAUCUGAAUCCGAUCAACUAUGCGGCUAUUGUGGGCAGGCGCGAGAGCACCACGUACGCCAAGCGCUGCGCUCAGCGGCCAGAGUGGUGCAUGCUGGGGAAGAUAACGCAGAACAUGGAGACGGUGCUGUUCAAGGAGAAGUUCAGCGACUGGCCAGAGCUGGAGCACGAGGAUCUCGAGAAGGACUAUUUGGCAAAUGCUGUUCAUGUUGUGCGCGCACUCAACGGCGCAGCCCUGCAGAAGGGCGAGCCCUACCAGGAACCCAAUCUUAUGCUGGAGCAAGCAAACUUGGGUCGUGGCAACUUCUACUACGACAACGAUACCAUGCGGCACUUUGAUAUUAUCACCAAAUCUACUGACAAAUGGCAGAUACACGAGUUCAACUUCGAUGCGGCCGACGCGCACAAGAACUACGGACACUUCUAUUCCGCGGAGAGCUACAUUGUGCGAUGGAUUUACCAGAUUUCAGUUACGGUACGGGAACUGAGUGGCAAGGUGUCGAAUCGCAGCACUGUCGGCCGCGAUCGCUGCGUCUAUUUCACCUGGCAGGGUAAGGACGCGAGUGCCAAUGAGAAGGGCGCCGCUGCUCUGCUGACCGUUGAACUAGAUAAGGAAAAGGGUGCCCAAAUCCGUGUGGCGCAAGGCGACGAGUCGCCCGCCUUUGUGCGACUCUUCCGCCAGCUUUGGCAGCAUUAUGGUCGCAAAGUGCAAUGUCUGGCCAGGCGAGCCGAGUGGCGUCUCUACCAGAUACAAGGCAAUCUAUCUGAGGAAUCGCUUAUAAAGGAAGUUCAAUGUGAUGCCCGCCAGCUACGUUCGCGUAGCUCCAUGCUCCUCAUACUAGGCUCAGAGGGACGCGUGCUCGUUUGGCAUGGCUGUAAGAGCGCAGAGCAUACUCGUGCCGUCGCCUUAGCUGCAGCAAAGCACGUAGCAGAUCAGCUGCCUGAGGAUUUGUUCAGCUGUGCAAGUGCCACAGUCCAAGAACUGGAGGAGGGUGCCGAGUGCGAUGUCUUCAAAACGAUCCUUCGCAUUGGAGAGGAGCGCAAUUAUGGUAGUCUGCUGGAGUCGAUCAAAUGCUAUGACUACACACUAAGGAUUUUUAACUUGUCGAGCACACAAGGCAUAUUUAAAGCACACGAGCUGAUCGACCCGCUGCGUUGCCGGGAUCUGCAUUCUCCUUAUCCCUUCUCACAGUCGCAGUUGUACAAUGCGCGCCAGCCGACUAUUUACCUGCUAGACGAUGGGGACGAACUGUGGCUCUGGAUGGGCUGGUGGCCACUAGAGGACAUCAAGAUCAAGUCCGAGGAUCGCAGCAGCCCCACCAAUGACAAUCGUGCGGGUGUGAACCGUUGGAUCUCAGAGCGACGAGCCGCUCUAGAAACGGCCGUCGACUAUUGGCGUGCGAAGCACGGCGAUAAUGAGACGGUUUCCUUCCACGGCACCAAGGGCUACGUUGUUUGGGCAGGCCUGGAGCCGUUGGCCUUCAAAGCUUUAUUUCCUGAUUGGUCUGAGCGUAACAAUAUUCGUGAAAUUAACCUCGUGGAUGGUCGGACUGAUGUACCCACGUCCAUCAGUGAAAUGCUCGCACAAAUGACUCAAACCGAAUACCCGCUUGAGGUGCUGAAGGCGCGUCCGCUGCCAGAGGGCGUGGAGCCCACACGUCUGGAGCUCUACCUAAACACAAGUGAAUUUCAACACGCAAUCGGCAUCAGCCGGUUGGAGUUCGAUCAGUUGCCCGUGUGGAAGCAAACGAAGCUGAAGAAGGACCGGGGUCUUUUCUAAGCAACCACUAAUAUGUGACCAUAUAGACUUACACGUGAACGCAAUCACAAAAUACUUUUGUAACCAAAUAUUUUCUAACAACCUUUAAAAACAUACAUACCUAUGUAUUCUACCAAAACUAUUUACAAAUACCAUACGGCACACCUGUUAGCAUAUCUUUAUAUACUCUCGUACUUUAUGCAGUCAUCGUAUAUACAUAUUUAUAUACAUAUGCAACCCUUAACUUUUUUCACCGAUUUAUAUCCUAUAAUAGCAGCUUAAUAUGUAUUCAGACAACACAAAGAUUAUCACGAAAUUGCACUGGUCUAUCAACAAACGUAGAAUUUAAUUACAUGUACAUAAAAAUUUGAUGUGCUUUGUUUUUAACAAAUUAACAAAAUUGCCAUUGUUAAUUUGAAUACAGCACAGAACAAAUUAAGAUAAAAUACCACUGCUCUCUUUAUUUCAUACUUUUCGUGUACUCAAGUUCUAUUUACGUAUAUUUAAGUUUAUUUGCUCAUUUUAGUAUUUGUAUUCUAUUAUGUUUCGAUUUUA
Drosophila novamexicana is the source of this 4870-nucleotide messenger RNA. RefSeq names its product supervillin-like. The transcript is spliced from 9 exons. Gene Ontology annotation, cellular component: cytoplasm; actin cytoskeleton. Lineage: Eukaryota; Metazoa; Arthropoda; Insecta; Diptera; Drosophilidae. The record is from RefSeq and is a predicted model, not a curated record. Gene Ontology annotation, molecular function: phosphatidylinositol-4,5-bisphosphate binding; actin filament binding. Gene Ontology annotation, biological process: actin polymerization or depolymerization; barbed-end actin filament capping; cytoskeleton organization. The coding region runs from base 233 to 4336 and encodes 1367 amino acids.